CGCGCGAUCAGUUGCCGGUUGGCGUUCGUCGCGUUGGUUACGAAACUAUUCAAUUGGCGCAACAUCUGUCGCCGGAGCAGAUCCCAUUCCGAUAGCCCACCUGGUAUCGCAACUUACGACAUGCAGAACUGGCUGAAGAUCUCGCUGCUGCUGUGCACGUUUGGGUUUUUCCGGGAGCUUCGACCAUCGGAGCCGUACGUCGCGGAGUAUCUGGCUUCGGACUACGGGAACCUGACCACGGAACAGAUCAACCAGGAUGUGUACCCCUUCGGAACCUACUCGGUGCUGGCCCAGCUGGUCAUUGUGUUCCUAAUCACGGAUCUGGUGAGGUACAAACCGGUUAUCGUGCUUUCGGCGCUGGCGGGGAUUACUCUCUUUUCCCUGCUUAUCUGGACGGAGACUCUGAGGAUGUUGCAGGUGGCUCAGCUGUUUUUCGGCACAUUCACCGCCGCGGAAGUGGCCUACUACACCUACAUGUACGCCAAGGUCAGCAAGGAGCAGUACCAGGUCGUCACGGGUCACACGAGGGCUGCCAUUCUGAGCGGGAAAUUCCUGGGCGGGCUGUUUGCCCAGAUCUUGGUGUCCACCGGGAGCAUGGACUACCGGCAGCUGCACUACAUAUCGCUGACCACGCAGGUGAUCUCCUUGGCGGUGUCCCUGUUCCUACCAAGUGUGCCCCGGAGCCUCUACUUCUACACGGCUUCGGAUGGGAGUCCCGCUCCCGGUGGCGAGGUGACCACCGCCAGGUUCUCCUUUUCCAAUGCCUGUCGUCUGCUGUGGUACCACCUCGUCUCCUCCUACUCCAACCCAGUGGUGCUGCAGUGGAGUCUGUGGUGGGCACUGGCCACGUGUGGCCAAAUUCAAGUAAUUUCGUACAUCCAGUUCCUUUGGAAAGAAGUGGCCCCGGAUCACUUAAGCGUGUAUAACGGCGGAGUGGAGGCAGUGGCUACUCUGCUAGGAGCUAUCGGAGCUAUUCUGGCGGGCUUGCUUAACUCCAAUAAGCGACGUGGAUCCUACAUGUUGGGCAUAUCCACAUGUGCCGCUGUCCUGGGUGCCCUGAUAAUCUAUGCUGCCAAGACGCAGGAGAUCUGGGUGGCCUAUGUGAACUAUGUGCUUUUCUGUGCCGUUUUCUUCUUCAUUAUCACCGUGGCGGGUGCAGUGGUGGCUGAGAAUCUGGUGGAGGACAGCUUUGGACUGAUCUUCGGUAUCAAUACGUUGGUGGGUUUGCUGCUUCAGACCAUCCUCACUAUAUCGGUGGUGGAAAGAGUUGGGUUCGCUCUGAACCCUCGAGAUCAGUACGUGGUCUACGGUAGCUACUUCCUUGUUUUAGGGGGGAUAUACAUUAUUGGGUCCCUCAUUGCGAAAUUGUUUUGCAGGUCUAACACAUCAAGUGCGGGGAAUGUGGAUAGUACAGGAUUUUAAAUAUUUCA
Drosophila subpulchrella is the source of this 1430-nucleotide messenger RNA. RefSeq names its product thiamine transporter 1. Gene Ontology annotation, biological process: vitamin transport; transmembrane transport. Gene Ontology annotation, cellular component: plasma membrane. NCBI's taxonomy places the organism in Eukaryota, Metazoa, Arthropoda, Insecta, Diptera, Drosophilidae. Gene Ontology annotation, molecular function: vitamin transmembrane transporter activity. The coding region runs from base 121 to 1422 and encodes 433 amino acids. The transcript is spliced from 2 exons. The record is from RefSeq and is a predicted model, not a curated record.